This is a messenger RNA of Egretta garzetta (little egret), 4531 nucleotides long. It is a transcript of the gene CXCR6, whose product is annotated as C-X-C motif chemokine receptor 6. The record is from RefSeq and is a predicted model, not a curated record. Gene Ontology annotation, molecular function: C-X-C chemokine receptor activity; coreceptor activity. The coding region runs from base 2923 to 3960 and encodes 345 amino acids. Gene Ontology annotation, biological process: immune response; G protein-coupled receptor signaling pathway; inflammatory response. The transcript is spliced from 2 exons. NCBI's taxonomy places the organism in Eukaryota, Metazoa, Chordata, Aves, Pelecaniformes, Ardeidae. Gene Ontology annotation, cellular component: membrane.
CACCUCACUACGCACAACCUCCUGUUGUCUUUCCUGUAGUGAGGGGCCCCUGUUUGACAGGAACAGUUUGUGAAAAUUUAGCACCUUGCUGCAGGUUUGCUUCUCAGAGACAGAGGAAUUGCUACCAUGUGCAAUGAAGCACAAGGGAGGACUCAAUUUUAAAGAGCAGGGCCUUGCAAUUUCUUGUGCAAGUAGUCUUCUUUCAGUAAAUGAUGCUGUAGGGUUAAGUCAAAUUCGGUCGGGUUUUUUAAUAUAUUUGCAGGUACCAAAUUCAAGUACUCAGAGGUAUAAGCAUAUUGCUCUCCAGGACAGAGUCCCAGAAGCACUCCAGCUACUGUACCACAGGCUGCUGCAGAGGUCUAACCGCAUGGGCUAGUUUGUCUGAAUACUGCCUUCCUCUCUCACAGAAUCUGUCCAUAAGCAAGGCUACUACUUUUCUACACUAAUUGCUGCUCCUGAACAUGAGUUCAGGAGGCUAUCAAAGGCUAUUCAAAGGCUAUCGAGAGCAGCGAGGCUCACUAGGGAAGUAAGGACAGCUGAUAAACACAGCUAGGAAACACAUCUAGAAAACCACCUGAAAUGUUAUGUACACUGCAGUGCAUUGCUUUAUGGGAUGUGCAGGUACUGGGCUCCUCCUAUGAAGGUAUACCACAGGAAAGGUUAAAUGAAAGCCACAGCUCAUGCUGAGCUGUGGUGAUGGUCAGACAUGUAGUUCAUUUACAAGGAGUGCAUAGAAGAUGGCCCUAACUACAGUAGGAACAAACAACAGCAGAGUAUCGCUUCAUCGAGCAGCGUCACCCAGGCACCUCCACUUCCCUCGCCCUCACAGGAGCCUCCUCACAACUAUUUCUCUCCCAGAUCUUGUACCCAGAGGCUGUAAGUCAUGAUUCCCACCCCUGCCUUUGCUGCAAGUGAAAACAGUCACCCUUGCAAAAGGGUAGGCCCCCUCCGGCUCCCUUGUGAAUGUAUAGCAGCCCACCAGCUUCUUUCAUUGACUCUGAAAAAAAAUUUAGCACAUGCACUAACUAGGGCUGAGAUUGCCUUAAAGGUAAAAAGCUCACUUGGGGAUGGUCACCAACACAGUACCUUCCUAGUCAUCUCUAGCACAUCUCAGAUGGGCAAAAAAUCUGAGAGAAAAUUGUCACUAGAAUAUUUUUGCCCCAGAAAAAAUAGGAAAACUCGAAGGAAUUGUCACAAAAUAUUCAUGAGUGGUUAAAAAAGGUAAGUGGUAAAUGCAGAUUAAGUUUUAAUUCUGCAAAGAAUUUUUGAAAAAUCAAUUUGAUUCUCGGUAUUUCAGACAAAUGGCCAGCUGUAAGUGAAUUUGAACUGGAUCUUGAGAGCACAGCUUGUUGAUAUUAUCGUAUCUGCAGUAGUAUCUACUCAAGAAUCAAAACAAAAGAGUAACUUCAAGGCUUUGGCCUUGUUGAACUACAAAAACUCUGAGGCUGUGGCACAGGCUUCAGCACUGAUAAAUAAAGCAAACUGCUGCUUUCGCAUUUCCUUUGAAAGACAAGACGACUGUGUUCCCCCAAGAUGUGACAUCGUCUACUUAGAGGAAAACACCUUCCCUUUACAAGAAAGAGCCAAGAAACACCAUCUGACUGCUGUUGCAAAGAGUACGUAAAAUAAAACACAGUGCUUCCAUUUGUUUCAGUAUACAUUGCCUUGAUGAUGUUGGGACUAACUUACUUUUGCAGGUUAUCUUCAUCCCGUGCUUGGCCUCCAUCUGAAUUGAAAAGUAAAGUACUUUAUAAAGAUCCAGUAAAUUUUCAAAGGCGCAUGCAGUUUUACAGUGCUUUGGUGACUAACAGACUGCACUGGCUCUGCUUCUUGGCCUUAUAGAAACUGUUUUGGGUAAUGUUCAAUCUGCUGCAUGUUACAACUCACAUGGACGAGGCCUUUCUGCCAAUCUAAAUGAUUCAGAGGUGAAUUCUGCUAAUCUUACGCUGAGUAAUAUCUUGUAGUAGGACUAGUUCCACAGAAACAUGCUCUUUGUACCUCAAGAGAGAGGACAUUUAACCUUAGGCUGAAUCUUUGAAAACCCCAUCAACUUGUCUCACAGAAGACUUUACAAGGUAAACAGCUUGCAAAUCUGGUUGUUGCUGUUACUCUUAUGUGCUGGCAACAGCCCUGACAGAAAAUGGCCCCUUGCCUUGGAGAGCUGACACUGUGAUACUGCAUCAGCUCUGGAGAGGGGGUGCAAUGGAGGGGACAUUCUUCUCUGUCUCACAGACAGAGAAGUGGUUGCUCCUCUGACAGUAAUACAAACAUUUGAAACAGAUCAACUAAAAUCAAAUGGGGAAGAGACAUUAAUGAAAAUCCUCUAUGUUUCCAGUAACUCACUUGAGAAGGGGAGAGGAAGAAGUGCUGCCAUCUGAUGAUGUGACUAACAUCCAAACAAUGAGCUAAAGCUGAACCACAAGCUCUAAGGGACUCACUCACUGAGACUCAAACCCUACUUUUCGAGACAGGUCCAACCCGAACCAAAUGACUCUGAGCUUACAGCCUGCAACCUGAGCCUAAAGGCCGAAUUUGGCAAAAUAAAUUCUGUUUCUCUCAUGGGUUCCUCCAGAAUCCCUUGAUCGAAUCACUAAACCACUGAUGCAUUUGAAAGCUUAACCCAUAUUCCAUUUUCAGAAGCCUCUGUAAUUGUCUUGUUUAUCUUUCGAGAGGCCAUCAGUAUAAAUCUGGUAACAGAUGAUGUGUUUAAAUCCACCAGCUGUUGUGUUUGGGUCUUGACUGCCAAAACAACCCUCUUCAGCAAAUGUAUUUGCUUUUGUCUGUCACUGAUGUUUUACUACAGCUCUUAUCUGUUAGCACUUAGGAUUCUGUCUGUCUCCUGGCUGUAUUAGGAUUUAAUUAUUUGCUGAGUAAAAUAUCUCAAUGUGUCUCCUUACAGGCUGCCUUUAAAAAGAAGGUAACAUGGCAACUACAGAUGCUGCUAACUUUUAUUAUAACUUCUCCAUUAAUGACCCCAGUGAAAAUGGAAGCGAGAAUUUUCACACAUUUACAAGAGUCUUCCUGCCCUGUAUGUACUCGGUUGUUUUCAUCCUUGGGCUAGCAGGAAACGCGCUGGUCUUUGUCAUACUAGUUUUCUAUGAAAAACUGAAGACGCUGACAGAUAUAUUUUUGCUGAACUUGGCUAUAGCUGACUGGGUCUUCCUUUGGACACUGCCAUUCUGGGCACAUUCUGCUGCUCAGGAGUGGACUUUUGGCACCAUGGCGUGUCGCAUUAUACGGGGCUUUUAUACUCUGAACUUGUACACUUCAAUGUUAACUCUGACAUCUAUCACCUUUGACCGGCUUAUUGCUAUUACUUUUGCCACCAAAGCACGUAUGUGUCAAACCAAACGAAUGACAUGGGGCAAAUUAAUCUGUGUUUUGAUCUGGGUGAUCUCAUUAGCAUUUGCUGCACCGCAGUUUAUUUUUAGUGAGGUGUUUAAUAUUGAUAAGGUAAUAUGUCAGGAAGAAUACCCAAACCACCACACAGAACUGGUUCUUGAAGUGAUUCAAGUGACCCUUGGCUAUUUUAUUCCCACACUAGCCAUGAUCAUCUGCUAUUCGCUAAUUAUUAGAACCUUACUGCACGCCAAGAGUUUUCAAAAGAACAAAUCUCUAAAAAAAAUAUUUUCUGUAGUUGCCAUAUUUAUUCUUACUCAGUCACCCUAUACUUUCUUGAGACUGAUCAAGAUCAUAGAUUGGACCUUUAACUUGAACAGCAGCUUUGAAUAUGCAAUCAUCGUAACAGAAGCUCUUGCUUAUUUCCAUGGCUGCCUUAACCCUGUUCUGUACUUCUUCAUGGGGGCAAAAUUCAGGAGGAACUUACAGAAAAUUAUUAAAAACUCAAGAUGCAUCAAACGGCAAGUUACGGCUAAACAGUGGCAAACCACUGAAGAGGAAGGCUCUAAAACUUUUACUGCCUCAAAUAAUGCAGAUGCAACAAGCAUGUACCCACUAUAAAACUACCUAGAAAAACUGGCAACUAUUUACAGCUUUUUUUUUUUUUUUUUUGUAAAUAUUGAGAUAGGUAGCCUGCAUAGAAGAGGAAAUACAAUCUUAUUAGUAAAGAGAUUGUGACUGGCUUUAGGCUAACCUAUCUUAAUCAUUAUAAUUCAGCAUUUCCUGCUUUUCCUGGUCAGAGCUGUUCCUAAGACAAAGCUGGUAACUGAGUUAACUGUGCAGGAGGUCUUCAAAACUUAUAAGAAACAAUGAGAUAAAACUGUUAUUCAUGACAUAAAGCUAACUUGGACUUCGUGACUCAAAGGACUGGAGACAUUCACCAAACCUUUGGUCUGUUGGUUUUCCAUGAAACGUGUUUGUUAACAAAAACAUUUAUGGGUUUUGUUUCAAAGAUAUUACAGAUUUUAGUUCAGUUCAUUCAUUUAAUGAGAAUUCCUGGAUUAAAAACAUAUACAUUUAAAUCUUCAUGCUGGGUAUCAUGUGUGGUUGGGGUUUUUUGCGUUUUUUUUUUUUAUUUUUCCACUUGUGAGAAGGUCUCCACGCAUGCUCCUUUAGCAUUCAUCUAAAAUAC